UUCUUUAGUGUAACUGAGUGCAGCGUAACUUGGAAAAGUAGAACUAGCUGGUCCCAUUGUUGCGGUAAUAGUUGGUCGCGGUUGUGGUGCAGUUACAUACUUUAAAGCAGACGCUUCGCAGACAGAAUAUCGAAUUUUUUUAAAAACUGGAAAGUGAUAAGAAGCUGCAUACUGGUUGUGAAACAUAUGUUAUUUUCAUAGAAUGUCUGAAUCCAAAGUGUCGCCUCGAAAGAAGAAAAGAAAUUUUCUAAAUAAAAUUGUACACUCUUUCAGAAAAAAAUUCGGCGACGAAGAUAAUGAAAAAGAUCAAUUUCAUGCUAAAUACAGAAAUAAGGAAGGUGACAUCAAUUAUUCAGAAGAAGCCUCGGGUUCGAAAAGAUCUGAAAAUUGCGCUGACUUCGAUCAAGGAAAUCGAGAACCUAUGAAUACAAUAAAUAUAAUCGAUACGGAAUCUGAUAAAAAUAUGACACUUGAAAUUUCUGAUAGAAAUGAAAGUCCAGUUUGUACCUCUAAACUGGGUCUUAAAUUAGAUUUAAAAAAAUUUGAUGCUGAUGAUAAAUCUGCGAGUAAAACUAGAAAGUUUAUUAUGAAAGAGGCCAAGAGGGUUAAUGAUAGUAGCGAUGAUAGUGAUUAUUCUAUAACAGAUUUUGAUGAUUUGAGUGACGACUGUGAGCGUUUGAUAGAUGUUGAAAAAGGAGAACAUAAUUUGAAAGAUGAUUAUUUCACGAAAGGGAAAUAUUUGUCAUAUUUCUUUUUGCAAAUGGAAAAAAUGAAUUAUAAUCCUAACGAGGUUUAUGCUCUUAUUCAGUAUUAUGACUCUGAGAAUCCUAGAACUCCAGAUAAAAAAGAUCACUCAUCGUCUGGCUCAACUUCUCCAAACAUCCCAGCGAAUCUCAGAAAAAAAAUUCUACACCGUAGAUCGGUGGACAAUUUGGUUGUGAAAUCACCCACUAAUUCGAUGAGACAUUCUAGUCCAGAAUCAAUUAAAAGUGCUCCGCUUCAACAUAAGCCGAGGUCCACUUCACACGACGCUUUAACAGGAUCUAAAGCUCGUCGUCUAACUCAAAAUGAUGGAGCUUCCAUGGAUAGUCUUGCAAAACAGGCUUUGUUGGCUGCUCAAGUUCUCAACUUGAUUCCAACUCAAAAAGCCAGAGAAAGAAAUUAUUUGCAUGGAAGAGUCGCAGCCAAUUCUCUGUUAGGGCCCGUGGAAUUGGAAAAGGUGCUACCGAAUAGGGAAAUUAAAAUUUUUAUUGGCACCUGGAACAUGAAUGGUCAGACCCCGCCGAAGGAAUUGAACGAUUUCAUGUUACCGCCGGAUAUCGAAACGGUUCCGGAUAUGCUUGUCAUUGGAACCCAAGAAUCUUGUUCAGAAAAAAGCGAAUGGGAGGCUGCUUUGCAGGAAACUUUGGGACCAUCGCACGUUUUGUUAACAAGUGCAGGUCUUGGAACACUGCAUCUCGCUCUUUUCCUCCGCAGAGACUUGAUUUGGUUUUGCUCGAUUCCGGAAGAGGAUAGCUUUUCAACAAGGACCGGAAGCGCCUUUCGAACCAAAGGAGCCGUUGCUCUGGCCUUGAUUAUUUUUGGGACUAGUUUCCUUUUUGUUACUUCACAUUUAACCGCCCAUCAGGAUAAAGUCAAGGAGAGGAUUCACGAUAUCAAGAGGAUCGUUCGAAAUCUUGAUCUGCCCAAGGAUCUUCCUACCAGGCACAAGAGUAAAGACGUGACGCAGAAUUUUGACUGUGUCUUUUGGUGUGGCGAUUUAAACUUUCGACUUUCCCAGCCGCGAGAAGAGGUGAUUCAGUGGAUCACAGAUACAAGAUUUCCACGACAAAGUCCCGUUAAUUUGCAGAAGGAUCAGUUGCGGACAAUUUUGAAUGACGGCUCGGUUUUUCGGGGAUUUCAAGAAGCACCAAUUACUUUUCCGCCAACUUACAAAUACGACCCGGGCACGCAGAAUUUCGAUUCGAGCAAUAAGCAGAGGACACCCGCCUACACGGAUCGAAUUCUUUUUAAGGGAAAAGCGCACACGAGAGGAUAUAUCAGAAGACUGAGCCACGAAAGCACCGGGACGCAAAAAGACGGAGCGAUUGAGUGCUUAAUUUAUGAUUCCGUUCCGAGCAUCUGCACGUCGGAUCACAAACCCGUUUGGGGAGUCUUCAAGACCACAGUUCGUCCUGGAAUUGAUACAAUUCCCUUGGCAGCUGGACUCUUCAACCGAGAAAUUUAUUUGGAAGGUAUUCGAAGAAGAGCAGCGGCUUGGGAUGAUCCUCGAGGCACUUCAAAAGUCUGCUCCAUCCAGUGAUAUACUUUCAUGACAUUCCGGGACUUGUCAAGUAUAUUUUCUGCAUUAUUCUAUUUAUUAAUCUUCCUGUGCUAAUCCACGAGAGUGCAGUAUUCUGCAAAUACGUCAAAACUCUGCAGAAACUCGUGCAAUCCUAAAAAAAAAGAGCACUAUUGAUUUUGCUGAAAUCAUAAAGCUCGCGAAUGCAAAAUAGCCUCAGGCCUUUUCCCAGUUUAUAUCUUACUUUCGCUAUCGAUUUCUGAACAUUUUUUUUAAUCGCAAUUUUUGCAGACUUAAUCUUCGUUGUGCACUAGGUUUUACUGAAAGAUAAUUUAAUUUUUUUGAGAAAAAUAAUGCUUAGUCCUACUUUAAUUCAACAGGCACACGGCUUUUGGAAAAGCCUUAGACUCGUUUUAUGUUUAGUUUUAGGAAUUUAUAAGAAAAUGUGUUAAUCACGCGUGAAAAAGGGUUGGGUAGAAAAAAAUCACUGGUGAUAAGAGAUAUUAAACUCCAGAUAUAUAAACAGGUUCUAAAAUAUUUAGGCCUCAAUUUGAUAAUUUUUCCAGAACUCUCUAAGAUUUGUGUGAAAAAAAUAUUUCUACAAAAUGUUGUAAUUCCCAACCCUGAAUGUAAUAGGGUGGUCGAAAAAAGACUUUAUUUUGUUUUAUCAAUUCUGACACCCAUAAAAAGUGUUUCUUUUGAUCUCUUAAUGACGCCUGAUUUUUGACAUAAUUAACAAAAUCCAUUAGCAGUGAUUAAUUAAAUAAAACAAGCAUUUUAUUUUUGAAAAUCGACCCGGGGAAGUCCUAAAUAUAUAUAUUUGGUUUAGUUCUGCCGAAAAUCGGGAGUUAUUUUCACACCGAAAGGAACGCUUUCUAGGGGAAAAGUUUAAGAAAAAAUUUAUUUUUUAUUUUUGACCACUCUAAUGUGUAAAUACAAAAAAUGCACGAUACGUGUUCGACGUUAGCACAAUUUUAAAAAGUUUUUUGAAUUUUGUUUUUACUCAAUGAAAAGCAAACCACUUUGGGAAGCUCUAAGAAAACGUAUCGCAUGAAUCUAGUCAAUGAAGAAGAAUUAAUUAAAUACAACUGUGAUGCAUACGUGACUCGUGAUAAGUUUUUUAUUGCAAUUAAAUUUGGAUGAAAGAUCGCUGAUUUAAUCAGUAUUUAAUUUUAGUAAAUGUGAAAGAUGUAAGAAUGAGGUUUCUUCAAAUAGAACUGAAGAUUCGAAAAUAGUGUAAGCACAACAGUAUUGAUACCUAUUAUUUAAAUUUUUUAAAGGCUGGCUGGUUCAGCAAAAAAUUGUAUGAGGAAAUAAAAGGCGAAAUGAAAAAAAAA
Molecule: messenger RNA, 3618 nt
Organism: Belonocnema kinseyi
Lineage: Eukaryota; Metazoa; Arthropoda; Insecta; Hymenoptera; Cynipidae
Gene: INPP5E
Product: inositol polyphosphate 5-phosphatase E
Exons: 5
Coding region: 203-2302 (699 amino acids)
Biological process (GO): phosphatidylinositol dephosphorylation
Molecular function (GO): phosphatase activity
Source: RefSeq, a predicted model, not a curated record